AUGGACUGCUCGGCGCCCCCACCAUCAACACCACCAUCAGCACCCCUCACCCUUCCCGACACGCUCACCGAGGUGACGCGGAAUGUGCUGUGGCUGGCCAAUGCCACCGCCACCGCCCUGCACCGUCUUCCCGGUUCCGCCGUCGUCGUCCGCUACGUGCGCUCCUCGCACCAGAACGACCCCGUCCGCACCAUCAUCGAAUUGCUCCUGGCCCUGCUGGCGGUGCGCUACAUUCUCGCCCCCAAGUACAGCCCGCGCAAACAGGGCAAUCAUCUCCCUCUAAGCGACGAGGAGGUCGAUGAGCUGAUCGACGAGUGGACGCCGGAGCCCUUGGUCGAGGAGCAGCCGGAGCGCAUGAAGCUUGCUCAAAAUCUUCCCGUCUUGCAUCGAGAGGCCCCUACUGGACCCAAGACGAAGCUCUGCGAUGGCAGGAUCGUGACGAACCUCGCCAACUACAAUCAUUACAACUUUUCCAAUGAUCCAGCAUUCGUUGACGCCGCCGUGGCCACCAUCCGUGACUAUGGCGUCGGCCCCUGCUCUGCACCCGGCUUCAUCGGAACCUUCGACGUACACACAAAGCUCGAGAGCGACAUUGCGGCGCAUUUUGGAACCGAGGACACCGUCGUCUACUCGCAGAGCUUCUCCACCAUCAGCAGUGUCAUCUCGGCCUUUUGCAAGCGAGGUGAUAUCAUAGUAGCCGAUCGUGCAGUCAACUUCUCCAUACGCAAAGGCAUCCAGGCAUCGAGAAGCAUCGUUCGCUGGUACGAGCACAAUGAUAUGGAGGAUCUGGACCGGGUACUCGCCAAGCUCGUCAGCGAGCGACGACCGCUGACGCGGAGGUUCAUCAUUACCGAAGGCUUGUCCGAAAAUGUUGGUGAUAUGGCCGAUGUGCCGAGAUUGCUCGAGCUGAAGCACAAAUACAAGUUCCGUCUGGUCCUUGAUGAGACGUAAGGUGCGCCCGUGUCAAGAAGGCAUCCAUUACCGGUGACUGACCCAACUUUCUGCAACAGAUGGUCGUAUGGAAUCCUGGGCCGAACCGGAAGGGGCGUGACAGAACUGCAAAACGUCGACGCUACCAACAUCGACAUCAUUGUCGGAAGCUUAGCAGGAGCCAUGGCAAGUGGCGGCGGGUUCUGCACCGGAUACAGGAUCAUGGUCGAACACCAACGCUUGAACUCUCCCGCUGUGACGUUCUCGGCGUCUUUGCCCAUGUUUCUGGCCACCACGGCCUCUGCGGUCAUCGCAAGACUCCAGGGUCCGGAUGGGGCGAAAGCCCUGCAGACUCUACAAGAGCGUAUCGAAUCCUUGCGUCAGCAGCUGGACCGAAGUGAAUGGGUGACUUGCGUCAGUGCGCCGGGCAAUCCCGUCCUUCACUUGACGUUCAAGGCACAGCAUGUACAGAACCGUCGCCUCACCCGGCCGGAGCAGGAAGCCCUGCUACAGGAGUGUGUUGACGAGGUAAGGGAAAGCUUCUGCGAGUCAUGUCGCAACAACAACAACAUGGCUAACAUAUAUGUCAGUGUCUGAACAACCACUCCAUCAUCGUCACCCGACUCAAGAGCAUGCCAAUCAUGGAUGGACUGCAUCCGCGAGACGCAGCCAGGGAGUACCAGCCCGAGCCAACACUCAAGGUCUCCGCAAGUGCGGCCUUGUCAAAGAAGGAAACGGAGAAGGCCGGCACUGCGAUACGGCACGCCAUCACAGCUGUGAUGAAGAGGACCAAGUCGCAAUAUGGAACGGCUCCGGAGAUCAGAUGA
This is a messenger RNA of Lecanosticta acicola, 1757 nucleotides long. NCBI's taxonomy places the organism in Eukaryota, Fungi, Ascomycota, Dothideomycetes, Mycosphaerellales, Mycosphaerellaceae. The record is from the annotation of a GenBank genome assembly.